Chionomys nivalis (European snow vole) is the source of this 7179-nucleotide messenger RNA. RefSeq names its product maltase-glucoamylase 2 (putative) (gene Mgam2). The record is from RefSeq and is a predicted model, not a curated record. The transcript is spliced from 48 exons. Gene Ontology annotation, biological process: carbohydrate metabolic process. The coding region runs from base 1 to 7179 and encodes 2392 amino acids. Gene Ontology annotation, molecular function: alpha-1,4-glucosidase activity; carbohydrate binding. Lineage: Eukaryota; Metazoa; Chordata; Mammalia; Rodentia; Cricetidae.
AUGGCGAGAAAGCUCAGUGUAUUGGAAGUCCUUCUGAUCAUUUUCAAUAUAGUUGUAUUGGCAGUAGAUAUCCUUCUGUUGCUUCUUGUGCUGGAGGAUUCUCCAGGUAAGGACGAUGGUUCAUUUACUCCUGAUUGUCCAAACAUUGCUGAGUCAGAAAGAAUAGACUGUGCACCUGGUGAGGUGGUGACAGAGGAUGUCUGCAGAUGGCAGUAUAAAUGCUGCUGGAAGCCAGUGGCAGAUACCAAAGCCCCUGCAUGCUUCUUCCCUAAGAACUGGGGUUAUGAAGUCACCACUGUCCGUACAAAUACAAGCACAGGGUUUACUGCUCAGUUGAAAAAGCUGUCAACGCCAUCUCAUUUUGGAAAUGAUAUCGCUGAUGCCCUCUUCACAGCUGAAUAUCAGGCAGCCAACCGUUUUCAUUUUAAGAUCACUGAUUUCAAUGAGUUACGCUAUGAAGUCUCCCAUGAAAACAUCAACCUCAUGAAUGGGACUGCUGAUGCAUCUACUUUGAGCUACUCUGUAGAGGUCAUCAAAAUGCCCUUCAGCAUCCGAAUAAUACGAAAGAGCAACAAGAAAGUCUUGUUGGACACAGGCAUCGGGCCCCUUCAGUUUGCCCAGCAGUACCUGCAGCUGUCUUUCCGACUGCCCAGCUCCAAUGUGUAUGGGCUGGGGGAACAUGUCCAUCAGCAAUACCUCCACAACAUGAGCUGGAACACCUGGCCCAUCUUCACCAGAGAUGCCACUCCCACAGAGGGCAUGGCUAAUCUGUAUGGAGCACAUACAUUCUUCUUGUGUCUUGAAGAUACCAGUGGGGCUUCUUUGGGGGUUUUCCUUUUGAACAGCAAUGCCAUGGAGGUCACUCUUCAGCCUGCUCCUGCCGUCACGUACCGCACAACCGGAGGCAUUCUUGACUUCUACAUCUUCCUGGGAAACACGCCAGAGCAAGUAGUUCAAGAAUACCUGGAGGUUGUUGGACGGCCAUUCUUGCCUUCCUACUGGAGCCUUGGUUUCCAGCUCAGCCGCAGGGAUUACGGUGGCACUGAGGGGUUGAGAGAGGUUAUAGAACGAAACCGUAAAGCUGUCAUCCCUUUUGAUGUGCAAUACUCAGACAUAGACUACAUGGACGAAAAGAAAGAUUUCACGAUUGAUGAAAAGGCUUACUCCAAUCUUACAGAGUUGGUUAAGGACCUCCAUGACAAUGGACAGAAAUAUGUAAUUAUUCUGAACCCUGGCAUCUUCAAGAACCAUAGCUAUGAGGCCUACAGGAAUGGAAGCCAGAGCAGAGUGUGGAUCAUGAGCUCCAGCGGCUUUGCGGUUGGGGAGAGUUAUCCAGGAGAGUCAGUCUUUCCAGACUUUUCCAACCCAGCCUCUAUUCCAUGGUGGACCCAGCAGCUCAGUGAAUUUUACAAUCGUCUGGAGUUUGAUGGUGUGUGGAUUGAAAUGGAUGAACUCUCUACACUUCUUCAAGGUUCCAAUGUCAGGUGUGAUUCGAAUGACUUGAACUCCCCUCCUUUCAUUCCCAGUGUCCUGGAUGGCUCACUGUUGGUAGGAACCCUCUGCAUGGACACAGAAUUUUACUCAGGCCUUCACUAUGAUGUCCACAGCAUCUAUGGCUACACCAUGUCAAGAGUCACAGAUUUGGCCCUGGGUACUGUCUUCUCACCCAAGAGGAACUUCAUCUUAUCACGUUCUACCUUUGCUGGGUCUGGCAAAUUUGCUGCUCAUUGGCUCGGAAACAAUGCAGCCACCUGGGAUGACCUCCGAUGGUCCAUCCCCAGCAUCCUUGAGUUUAACUUAUUUGGAAUCCCCAUGGUAGGGGCCAACAUCUGUGGCUAUAGAAACAAUGUCACAGAGGAACUCUGCAGAAGAUGGAUGCAACUUGGAGCAUUUUACCCAUUGUCCAGGAAUCACAAUGGCCCUGCGUACAGGGACCAGGACCCUGCUGCCUUUGGCCCUGACUCUCUGCUAUUGGAAUCCUCAAGAUAUUAUCUGAUGGUCCGUUAUACCUUAUUACCCUAUCUCUACACCCUCUUCUACCGUGCUCACACACUCGGGGAGACAGUAGCAAGGCCCCUCGUCCAUGAGUUCUAUCAAGACCCAGCCACAUGGGAUGUGCAUGAACAGUUCUUGUGGGGGCCUGGACUCCUUAUCACGCCUGUGUUAUAUGAAGGAGUGGACCACAUAAAAGCUUAUAUCCCAGAUGCCAUCUGGUAUGACGUUGAGACACAACUGGCUAUUGAAUGGAGGAAACAAUUUGUAGACAUGCCAUUACCAGGCGACAAGAUAGGGCUUCACCUUCGAGGAGGCUACAUAUUUCCCAUCCAGACGCCAAACACAACCACAGAGACAAGCCGGAAGAAUCCCUUGGGACUCAUUGUUGCCUUGGACUAUAAGCGAGAAGCAAAGGGCCAGUUGUACUGGGAUGAUGGUGUGUCUAUAGACACAGUGUUAGAAAGGAAGUACAUUCUGUAUGAUUUCUCUGUUACAUCUAACAGAUUACAGGCAAAAAUUAUAAACAACAAUUACUUGGAUCCCAAUGACCUCAUGUUUACAGGCAUCAUAAUCUGGGGGAUGGACAAAGAGCCACGUGGUCUUAAUGUCUUACUUAAUGGCUAUACCACCCCCAUUUCAAGCUACAGCUACAAUCCUUCAACAAAGGUGUUGGAAAUCUCUGACCUCAUAGGACUGAAGCUGGGACAAGAAUUCUCCAUUGAGUGGACUCUUGCAGUCAAUGACCUGGAGAAGUUUAACUGCUUCCCCGAGGAUCCUGCAGUCUCUGAGGAGAGCUGCAAGCAGCGUGGGUGCCUCUGGGAGCCCACCACUACUCCUGGAGUGCCUACCUGUUUCUACGACACCAUUCCCCAAUAUGCUGCCAGUAACGUUCAGUACCAGCCGACAGGCAUCACCAUGGACCUGACCCUUCUGGAAGACUCAACAUCUGCUCGGGCAGCAGCAGCUCCAAAUGUUGUCUCUGAUCCUCUUUCUGGAAAGAUCAGCUCUCUGAAACUGAGUGUAAUUUACCAUACAGAAAACAUGCUGCAGUUCAAGAUUUACAGCCCCACUAACAAGAGAUAUGAGGUUCCAGUACCUCUGAACGUCCCUGCUGAGCCACUUGGAUCCUCUGAGGGCUGUCUAUAUAAUGUCACAGUUAAAAUCAACCCAUUUGGACUCCAAAUUAGAAGGAAAAGCUCCAAUACUGUGAUUUGGGAUUCUCAGCUCCCUGGCUUCACCUUCAGUGAGAUGUUCCUUUCCAUUUCUACUCGCCUUCCUUCUCAGUACAUCUAUGGCUUUGGGGAAACAGAGCACGCAUCUUUCAGAAGAAACAUGAGUUGGAACAUGUGGGGAAUGUUUGCUCGGGAUGAGCCACCAGCGUACAAGAAAAAUUCCUAUGGUGUUCACCCUUACUAUAUGGCAUUGGAAGAUGAUGGCAAUGCCCAUGGAGUGCUCCUGUUGAACAGCAAUGCCAUGGAUGUGACACUCCAGCCGACCCCUGCUCUGACAUACCGCACCAUAGGAGGGAUUCUGGAUUUCUACAUGGUUCUGGGGCCAACCCCUGAACUUGUAACUCAGCAAUACACCCAGUUGGUUGGUCGGCCAGCCAUGCCUCCGUACUGGGCCUUAGGAUUCCAGCUGAGUCGCUAUGGAUACAAGAGUGAUGAUGAAAUUGCCAGUUUGUAUGAUGAAAUGGUGGCAGCCCAGAUUCCCUAUGAUGUCCAGCAUGUAGACAUCGAUUACAUGACCCGGAAGUUGGACUUCACCCUGAGUCCCAGCUUUCAAAAUCUCGGUGCCCUGAUUAAUCAAAAGAAGACAAAUGGCAUGAAGUUUAUUCUCAUUCUGGACCCAGCCAUUUCUGGCAAUGAGACAAACUAUCUACCAUUUACUCGAGGACAGGAAAACAAUGUGUUCAUCAAAUGGCCUGACUCCAAUGACAUUGUCUGGGGCAAGGUUUGGCCAGAUUUGCCCAAUGUAAAUGUGGAUGGUUCCCUUGACCACGAAACUCAAGUUAAGCUAUACAGGGCCUAUGUUGCUUUUCCUGAUUUCCUGCGCAACAGCACAGCUGCGUGGUGGAAGAAAGAGAUAGAAGAGCUCUAUUCAAAUCCUCGGGAGCCAGAGAAGAGCUUGAAGUUUGAUGGGUUGUGGAUUGAUAUGAAUGAGCCUUCAAACUUUGUGGACGGAUCCGUCAAGGGCUGCCGCAAUGAAAUUCUCAAUAAACCUCCCUACAUACCAUAUUUAGAAGCCAGGGAUUUGGGCUUGAACAGCAAGACCCUGUGCAUGGAGAGCGAGCAGAUCCUUCCAGAUGGCUCCCGGGUGCGGCACUAUGAUGUGCACAGCCUGUAUGGGUGGUCCCAGACCAGACCCACCUACGAAGCUGUGCAAAAGGUGACAGGACAGAGAGGGAUCGUCAUCACCCGCUCCACAUUCCCCACUUCUGGACGAUGGGCAGGACACUGGCUGGGAGACAACACAGCUGCCUGGGACCAGCUGGGGAAAUCCAUCAUUGGCAUGAUGGAGUUCAGUCUCUUUGGAAUACCUUAUACAGGAGCAGACAUCUGUGGGUUCUUUGGAGAUGCUGAGUAUGAGAUGUGUAUCCGCUGGAUGCAACUGGGAGCAUUUUAUCCAUUUUCCAGGAACCACAACAAUGCAGGAACUAGGAGACAAGAUCCCGUGGCCUGGAAUUCAACCUUCAAGGAGUACUCAAGGAGAGUGCUGCAGAUCAGAUACUCCCUGCUGCCAUAUCUGUAUACCUUGAUGCAUAAAGCUCACGUUGAGGGCAGCACCGUCAUCCGACCCCUUCUCCAUGAGUUCACAAAUGACAAUGUAACGUGGGAUAUAGACCGCCAGUUCAUGUUGGGCCCAGCUAUCCUGAUCAGCCCCGUUCUGGAAAGUAACACUUUUGAGAUUCAAGCUUAUUUCCCCAGAGCCCGCUGGUAUGACCAUAGCACGGGAUCUGGCCAAGACUCAACAGGUGAUUGGCAAACACUGGCCGCUCCUCUGGAUCACAUCAACGUUCAUGUCAGAGGAGGCUACAUCCUGCCUUGGCAAGAGCCUGCAAUGAACACUUACUACAGCCGACAAAAUUUUGUGGGGUUGACUGUUGCUUUGGAUGAUAAAGGGGAGGCUGAAGGUCAGAUGUUUUGGGAUGAUGGACAAAGCAUCGAUACGUAUGAAAAGGGAUUUUAUUUCUUGGCUAACUUUAGAGCAACACAGACCACUUUGAAAAUUCAGGUCCUACAUAAUCAGUAUCUGAGUGACUCAAAUCCACUGAAAGUUGGAUACAUUAGAAUCUGGGGUUUAAACUCUUCUUCUGUGGUAAAUGUCCGUGUUACCUACAACAACCAGCAAUUCAUUGAGAACAAUUUUACAAGUGACCCCUACAAUCAGAAACUAACAAUUCAACUGACAGAAAAGAAUGUGAGCCUAGAAAAGAUGACAGAAAUUAUCUGGGUUUAUGGAGAUCCUGUACGUCCCCCACCAGAUACAACCAGUGUAUUUCCCACAAGUCCUCACUCAACUGCAUCUAGCACUGAACCCUCAACCAGUAUUGCUGUCACAACUACACCUGAAACAGAAAGUACUUCCACACCCACACUUCCUGAAAUAACUACACCUUUACCUACAAGUCCUACUGCUAACUCUAGUGAUGUGAUUCCUAUGACAACCUCAACUCCUGAAAUAACUACUACUGACAGUACAACUGUCCAGACAUUUCCAAACACAACUACACCUUUCCCUAUGAGUACUACUGACAGUACAACUGGCCCCACAUUUACCAACACAACUACACCUAUAACUGUGAGUCCUACUGCUAGCACUAGUGAUGUGAUUCCCAUGACAACCCCAACUCCUGAAAUAACUACUACUGACAGUACAACUGUCCAGACAUUUCCAAACACAACUACACCUUUCCCUAUGAGUCCUACUGCUAACACUAGUGAUGUGAUUCCUAUGACAACCCCAACUCCUGAAAUAGCUACUAAUGCCAGUACAACUGUCCACACAUUUCCCAAUACAACUACACCUAUAACUGUGAGUCCUACUGCUAACACUAGUGAUGUGAUUCCCGUGACAACCCCAACUCCUGAAAUAACUACUACUGACAGUACAACUGGCCCCACAUUUCCUAACACAACCACACCUAUAACUGAGAGUCCUACUGCUAACUCUAGUGAUGUGAUUCCUUUGUUAACCACAACUCCUGAACCAACUGUUGACAAUACAACUGACCCCACAUUUCCCAACACAACUAUACCUUUUCCUACAAGUCCUACUGUUAACACUAGUGAUGUGAUUCCUAUGACAACCCCAACAUCUUAUCCAAUUGUUGACAGUACAACUGACCCCACAUUUGCCAACACAACUACACCUUUCCCUAUGAGUCCUACUGCUAACACUAGUGAUGUGAUUCCUAUGACAACCCCAACUCCUGAAAUAGCUACUAAUGCCAGUACAACUGUCCACACAUUUCCCAAUACAACUACACCUAUAACUGUGAGUCCUACUGCUAACACUAGUGAUGUGAUUCCCAUGACAACCCCAACUCCUGAAAUAACUACUACUGACAGUACAACUGGCCCCACAUUUCCUGACACAACCACACCUAUAACUGUGAGUCUUACUGUUAACUCUAGUGAUGUGAUUCCUUUGAUAACCACAACUUCUAAAAUAACUACUACUGACAGUACAACUGGCCCCACAUUUACCAACACAGCUAUACCUAUAACUGUGAGUCCUACUGCUAACACUAGUGAUGUGAUUCCCAUGACAACCCCAACUCCUGAAAUAACUACUACUGACAGUACAACUGGCCCCAUAUUUCCCAACACAACAACACCUAUUACUGUGAGUCAUACUGCUAACACUAGUGAUGUGAUUCCUUUGGUAACCACAACACCUGAACCAACUGUUGACAAAACAACUGAUCCCAUACAUCCCAACGCAACUACACCUUUCCCUACCAGUGCUACUGCUAACACUAGUGAUGCUAUUCCUUCCACAACUACAAGUCCUGAAAUAACUACUGCUGACAGUACAAGCGACACCACAUUUCCUGACACAACUGCAGCUUUUUCUACAAGUCCUCCUACAGCUAACAGUAGUGAUGCCAUUCUUUACACAGUCACAACUCCUGAAACAACUGCUGUGGAUAAUUCAAAUAGCACCACUAUCACGACAUAG